AUGGAUUUCAGUCAGGACAUAGCACGAAGAACUGAAACCAGUUUAACCAGUUAUAGUGGCGAUCAGACUGUCAAUGAAGGUUCAAAUCUAACUUUGUUUUGUGACGCAACUGGUAAACCAACUCCAAACGUUACUUGGACCAGAGUAUUAAAGAAUGGUACAGAUGGUGAUGUAGUGUUCCUUGGGAACCCGUGGAUUAUUGUAAACAUAAGCAGAACUGCUACUGAAACAUACCGCUGUACAGCUUACAAUGGAAUUAGAAAUCCAGUCAACCAGUCACUUCAUAUCAAUGUUAACUAUAAACCAGACACAGUUACCUUGGUAACUAACACAACUGAGAACAAAGACUGUUCUGAUUUGUGGGUGAAUUUCACGUGCAUCUCAUCUGAAGCAAAUCCACCAGUUCAUAAUUAUCUGCUUUCUGAUGAUGAAGAUGGAUUCAAUUUUAGCAAGAGUGGAACAUGGAUAAAGAAGAUAUCAAGAGGAGGAAAGUCUAUUUUCAACUGCAUAGCAUAUCAACUUGUGGAGAAUGUAACAAGCACAAACAAUAUUACCCUGACUGUAAAUGUUCCAGUAGCUAUGAUUCAAUUACAGAAUAAAAUUGUCAGGGAAGGCGGCAAUGUGGAACUGUACUGUGAUGCAACUGGAAGUCCUGAUCCAACUGUUAUCUGGACAAAAGUGCAGGGUGGUGGCUAUAACCCCACCGGGGGAAAAUUACUGAACAUCACCAACAUCACCAGAACUCAAGCUGGAGAAUACAGGUGCACUGCAAACAACACUUGUGGAGUGUAUUUUAUAGUGUUUUUCAUUGAUGUUCUGUGUAAGAAUAUUAUCUUUUCAAUAUCUAUAAAAGCACUUGUAGUCUUAAGAUAA
This is a messenger RNA of Orbicella faveolata, 873 nucleotides long. Its product is annotated as hemicentin-1-like. The record is from RefSeq and is a predicted model, not a curated record. Lineage: Eukaryota; Metazoa; Cnidaria; Anthozoa; Scleractinia; Merulinidae.